Molecule: messenger RNA, 423 nt
Organism: Diutina rugosa
Lineage: Eukaryota; Fungi; Ascomycota; Pichiomycetes; Serinales; Debaryomycetaceae
Exons: 1
Coding region: 1-423 (140 amino acids)
Biological process (GO): mitochondrial proton-transporting ATP synthase complex assembly
Cellular component (GO): mitochondrial matrix
Source: RefSeq, a predicted model, not a curated record
AUGUUCAAACACCACUAUAAGCAGCUUGUGAAGCAGGCCCGCAAGAUUGCUAAGAACACCGCUCAGGUGCAACACUCUCGUGACGUGGAAAAGAAGCGGGCGGUGCUCAACUACCAGAAACUCACCGCGGUGAAGGAACGCCAACCCGUGGGUCCCAUUGACGCCAAGCUCGCCGAUUUGAACUCAGCGAAGCCCCCAUUCCGUUUCGACAGCACCAACUUUAAGAAACUUGCCACCGAGCCUCACACCGAGAUCCUGGAGAUGCACAGCUUGCAACACUUUAACAACGUCCACGAGUUCUUACGCUCUCAGCGGGAGUACAUGGAAUUGUUGGAACGGUACAAUCCGGGGUUGACGAUGACCCAGGAGGACAACGUCCGCAAAACCGCCGCUAAAGUCGGUCUCCAAGUACCGGAAAAUUAG